GGCGGAAGGCGGAAGCGCCGCGCAGCCAGGCCGCGCCGGUGGAAGCGGAGCCCAGAGGCGGAGGAGCGGCCAUGGUGUCCGGCAAGCAGCUGGCGGAUUUCGGCUACAAGGCGUUCUCCGGCUCCAUGAUGCUGCUGACGGUGUACGCCGGGUACCUGUGCAGCGUCCGCGCCUACCGCCUGCUCGAGCGCCGCCGGGAGCGGCAGGCCGCGGCCGGCCCCGAGAGCUGAGGGCGCCGGGG
Molecule: messenger RNA, 241 nt
Organism: Pezoporus flaviventris
Lineage: Eukaryota; Metazoa; Chordata; Aves; Psittaciformes; Psittacidae
Product: cytochrome c oxidase assembly protein COX14
Exons: 2
Coding region: 72-230 (52 amino acids)
Biological process (GO): mitochondrial respiratory chain complex IV assembly
Cellular component (GO): mitochondrion
Source: RefSeq, a predicted model, not a curated record